AUGACACAAUCCUCUGUCCCUUACCGUCAGAUCCGCGGACAAUAUAAUGAUGAAGGAAUAAUCGUCUACCAGGCUUACAACGAAGCCAUCGCCAAAGCUGCCGUCGAAAAGCAACGACUCGAUGCCUCGCCGCAAUUCGUCAUGGGAAGAAUGACAUGGAUCAAACCAAGCUGGUGCUGGAUGAUGUAUCGAUCCGGAUAUUCAUACAAAGACAAGAACCAAUCGAACAUCCUCGCCAUAAAACUCACCCACGAAGGCUUCAAAUCGCUGCUGUCGCGGGCCAUUACGGGUCAUGGAAACGGGGGGACGAAAGGCAAGGUACGCGUCCAAUGGGACCCGGAGCGGAAUGUUCGAAUCGAAAGGCUUGAGCAUCGAAGCAUCCAAAUUGGGAUCCCCGGGGAACUGAGAGAGGAAUGGAUUGGCAAAUGGACGAUCAGUAUCGAAGACGCCACGGGGCGAGCCAGAGAAAUGAAGAAAGUCUUGGACGACGAGGAGGAAUGUAGGGUAUCCGAGGAGGAUCUGAUUGCGAAAGGGCUGAUGCCGGUUGAGAAGGCCUACGAGGUUGAGGAUGAAGAACUUGGGGCACUUCUGAGGAUGAUCGAUCCUAAAUCACCACUAGAGCAGGGAGAUUUAAUUAAAUCAAAUUAA
This is a messenger RNA of Eremomyces bilateralis CBS 781.70, 648 nucleotides long. RefSeq names its product ATP-dependent RNA helicase DHX8. The record is from RefSeq and is a predicted model, not a curated record. Bases 1 to 648 code for a protein of 215 amino acids. Lineage: Eukaryota; Fungi; Ascomycota; Dothideomycetes; Eremomycetales; Eremomycetaceae. The transcript has a single exon.